AUAUAGUUAAUGUCGUUUCCAUGAUACGGAUGAAUUUGAUCAAAGUAAACAUUGGAGUCCAAGAUGGAGGACAUGUACAUUAAACCAGGUAACCAGGAGCGGGGUUGGAAUGACCCCCCUCAGUUCUCUUAUGGCCUCCAGAUGGCCCAUGGACCACAGAGGAACCCCCUAAACAAGAGAGCAGCUCCACCUGCUUCUGGUGCAGGAGCCCCACCCCCUAUCCCUGCCUCCUCCAACCCUCUGGCUCCACCCCCAUGUGGUAUAGCUCCGCCCCCUAUACACCCAGCUCGCCCUCCAUUUGCCGGCAUGGCUACACCCACUCCUCCCUCAGGGCCAAUGAGAAGUCAGAGAGAGGCCGACAGCAGCCAAUCAGAGCAGUCAGGGAGUGAGCCUGAUGUGGAGGUGGUGGUGUCAGUGCUGGAGCGAGCGCUGACCAUCUGCAGACAGACCGUUAAAGAUCAGGUGUGUAAUGACGUGGCAAAGAGGCUCCGCUUCCUGGAGGACAGCUGGAGGUCAGGUAGACUGAGCCUACCUGUCAGGAGACGCAUGGACACCCUGGCUCAAGAGUUGCAGUUGGGUCACUGGGAUGCAGCUGAUGAGAUCCAUCGCUCUCUGAUGGUCGAUCAUGUGACCGAGGUCAGUCAAUGGAUGGUUGGCGUCAAACGACUCAUUGCUGAGACCCGAAUGCUGAGUCCAGAACUCCUAGAACCACUGCAGAAACCUGCAGAACCAGUCCAGGACUCUGCAGAACCAGUCCAGGACUCUGCAGAACCAGUCCAGGAUCCAGUUUCCCAGUCCUGACCCUUUAGUCCUGCAGGACUCUCUCUCCAGCAGGUUUCUGUCUUCUCUUGACAAACUGUAACUCUUCUAAUGAACUGGUGUUGAUAAUCCUUACGUCACACUUCAGCAGAGGGUCAAAGGUCAGAGCCCCAGGGGCAGGUAGGAGGUCGGCAGGAACAGACUUACUGUUCUCCUGUUCUGGACUAGACUGUAUCUGGACUCGGGACUCCAGUCUCUGAAUCCUGAACUUUGGACAUUAAAGCAACAUUAUGAAAAUAUUUGACCUUAAAACAGCUUCAACAUCAUUUGACGGUUCUGAUGUGAAACAGGGAGACAGGUGGUCCUGCCCUGAACACCUGGUCUGCCUCUAAGGGACUUUAGUUGAGCAGGUAGGAUCACCUGUAGAGGAAGCUCUGGGUUCAUGGCAGAGACCAUGACAUGUUAGCUCACAGCUGCUGUGGGUUCACAUGUUUUCAGCCAAUCAGAUCGGCUGAAUGCUGACCUGACAUGAGUGGACGGGCUGAUGGACAGGUAUGUUCUCUGUACCUGAGCUGUUAGCUUCUGGAGCUGAGACACAGACUCUGACCUGUAAUCACUACUGCUGCUCAGCAAAAGGAACUUCGUCUUUCUUUAAGGUCUGGACUGUUUCUAGACUCUGGACUAAAGACUUGUGACUCUGGACUAAAGACUUGUGACUCUGGACUAAAGACUUGUGACUCUGGAGGGACCUUUAGCUCUGAACUCUUGUCACCUGGACUCUGGACUUUAGAUUCUAGACUCUAAAUUAGGGAUUUUAGACUCUGAACAUAGAGACAUUGGACUCUUGACUGUUGACACUCUGGUCUCUGGUCUCUGGACUCUGGUCUCUGGACUCUGGACUCUGGACUCUGGACUCUGGACUCUGGACUCUGGUCUCUGGUCUCUGGACUCUGGACUCUGGUCUC
Molecule: messenger RNA, 1724 nt
Organism: Seriola aureovittata
Lineage: Eukaryota; Metazoa; Chordata; Actinopteri; Carangiformes; Carangidae
Gene: sra1
Product: steroid receptor RNA activator 1
Exons: 6
Coding region: 64-801 (245 amino acids)
Biological process (GO): regulation of transcription by RNA polymerase II
Cellular component (GO): nucleus
Source: RefSeq, a predicted model, not a curated record